UAUAAUCUUGGCCAUAAACAAUAUUUCCCUUCAAUAUCUUUUAAUCUUGUUUCUUUAAGACAUUGACAAGAAGAUUAAUAUUGUACACCACGAGUCUAGAGACGAGUCAAUUUAUACCUGAUUUAGAGGAUUUGUGGAUGGUGUUUCUUCUUUGGUGAGUUUUUAUUUUCUCUUUAUAUAUAUAUAUUAUACUUUCUAUUCUCUUGGGAUCUUCAAGAGUUUGAAUCUUUAGUUACCUAAGCGUUUGUGAUUCAACUUAAAGCAGGUAGGUACCAUCAACUGUUUGUGUGUUACAUGAUGAGAAUAUUCCCUUUUUGGACAGAAUGAUUCUUUUUAUAUGUUAAGUAUUUUACUGGUUUCAUGUCCUUAAGUCUUUCUGUUCCUCAGAACCAGGUCUCUCUCCCUUUGCAUCAGGAUCAAGGCUUACACACAAGUGUUUUCACUUUUCUGAUUAGGUUUUGGAGUAAGAAUUAACUUUGUGUUUUAUAACACUCGUUGAUCCUCGUCCUCUGUGUCAUGGAGGAUCCUUGUGAGACACUCAACAAUAGUGAAGCCUUUCACAUGUCUAGAUAUCAUAGCUAUAACAACCACAGCCCCAGAAUCUCCUCCCCCUGGUUGGAUCUGAGAGUGUUCUACGUCAGGAUAAGCAACGUCAGGGUUGAAGAUUCAACCCCUGAGGCCCUCACCAUCAAUCACAUUCCUCUGGAUCCAGACACGCUUCUGGAGAUAAACGGUGUUAGGAUGAGCAUGUACUCGGAAGGGUGUUCUUCACAGCUUAGGAGGGAUCGUGUUGAUAAGAAAUCUGAAGAAGCUACUUACGUUAGCACAGACAAUAUCAGGUUAAAUGGUAGUGUAAAGUUUGAGGUUUAUGACAAGAAAGAGCUAGUUUUGUCUGGAUUUCUUGAGAUGUCUGAUGGUAAUGGGUUCACGGGGGAGUCGAAGAAGCAGUGGAACAUGACUUGCGAAGCUGAGAUCACUGUAGGGUCUGGUUUUGUAAAGGAGAAGAGCAGAAAUGGUCAAGAGUUAUUGCCCGCUUUGCCAACUAUCGAGGUCUAUGUCACUGGCUGCUUCUCAGGAACACCCAUCAUCUUAACCAAGACUCUGCAGCUUGGUUUGAGAAAGAAGCAAAGUAGAAGAAUGGCAUUGGAUUCAAUUCCUGAGUAUGAAACUGCAGAAGAGCCUCAGAAAGACAUAUCCUCUGAGCUUGAUCUUCAGGCAGCAGAAUACGCGAAUUACAAAGAUUAUGAAGGAGACAGGUAUUGGAGAAGUGAGUGCUUAGAUGGAGAAAUGUCAUGGUUCAAUGCAGGUGUAAGAGUUGGUGUUGGGAUUGGACUUGGUGCAUGUGUUGGUAUUGGGAUUGGUGUCGGUCUUCUCGUACGUACUUAUCAAUCAACUACCAGAAACUUCAGGAGGAGGCUUCUCUAGUUUUAUAAAAUAAAUUGAAAUUCUGUAAGAAUCUUCUUGUUUUAUAACCGUAGUAUUUUGGGUGUGAUUUGAAUUAAACACUUAGGUGUGGGUUUAUUGGCAACUGAUUUCCUGUAAAUAAAUGAAUGAGAGAGUUAGCUUUUUGUACUCAGAACUUGGCUGGAGACCACCACUUGUAAACUAGAUAAAUAUACUGGUUACAGAAUUCUGGCUUGGAUGCCCUUUGAAUA
Molecule: messenger RNA, 1655 nt
Organism: Brassica napus (rape)
Lineage: Eukaryota; Viridiplantae; Streptophyta; Magnoliopsida; Brassicales; Brassicaceae
Exons: 2
Coding region: 517-1425 (302 amino acids)
Molecular function (GO): phosphoglycerate dehydrogenase activity
Source: RefSeq, a predicted model, not a curated record